AUGUACCAGGUAAAGAAUCGAUUAAAGGUGACAGGCUCAUGUACCCGAUCCGUUGCUUUAACCCGAAACAGAAAAUUACUUCUUCGGUUCUUCCUUUUCUUCUGUCCUAAAUUUGUGUUGUACGGCAACCCUCUUUCUAUCUCCUUCGCUCUCCCUGAAUUUCUCUCUCACAUCGUCGGAGACGAAACGGGAUCUAGGGUUCAACCAGUCUCCGCCCGCCGUGCAAUCGGUCAAUCCAUCUUAUCUAAAAGCCAUAAAAGGAAUGCAAGACCUGAUACAGUGAAGUCUUCUUCUCAACCUUCCAAACCUUCUCCUAAACCAAGCAAUGAUGAGGUGGAUUCUGAAGAUGAUAAACCACUAAGUUGUAGAAUUUCAACUGUAUCCAAGGUGGACACCAAUCAUGCUAAAAAAGGGCCAGGUACAAGUGUGUCCCCACUUCCAAAACCAUCAGUAAAAGAUGAAGAUUCUGAUGAUGAGAAACCAUUGUCUUUAAAAUAUAAUUCCAAGUCCAAAGUGGGAUCAUCUAAUAAUCAUAAACCAGUGGUUCCCAAAGUUCAUCAAAAUGGUUCUGCAUCAAAGGAUAAUACUCAAUUGAAGAAUAUUGGGUUGAAUAAGAGACCACCAGAUGAGGAAAGAUCUGCUUCGGUUAAAAAGCCAAAGCUUUCUGAUUCUGUAACACCUGUCAACCAAAAACCAGUAGCUUUGAAAGCAGAAAUUAAGUCAGAUGAUGAUGAUGAUGAUGUUCCCAUAUCGCAAAGAAUAAAGAAACAAGCUCCAUCAAGUAGUAAUAAAUCUUCAUCUGUAAAACAAAAGGUGAUGAAAAAGAGUUCUUCAUCUUUAAACCAAACCAACAAGAAGUCAAAAAAGAUGAUGAAACAGAAACAAUCAAAAUAUUCUAAGCCAUCAAAGAUCCCCCCUGGUUCUGGUGAAGGGCAGAAAUGGACAAGUUUGGUUCAUAAUGGUGUAAUUUUUCCACCUGAAUACAAGCCUCAUGGGGUUAAGAUGCUAUACAAAGGGAAGCCUGUUGAUUUGACUCCUGAACAAGAGGAGGUUGCAACAAUGUUUUCAGUGAUGUUAGAUACAGAUUACAUGGCCAAACCUCAGUUCAAAGAGAAUUUCUGGGGUGACUGGCGAAAGAUAUUGGGAAAAAACCACACAAUCCAGAAUUUGGAAAAUUGUGAUUUCAAACCAAUAUAUGAGUGGCAUCAGGCUGAAAAAGAGAAGAAGAAGCUAAUGACAACAGAAGAAAAAAAGGCCAUAAAAGAGGAGAAAAUGAAGAUAGAAGAGAAAUAUAUGUGGGCAAUUGUUGAUGGUGUCAAAGAAAAGGUUGGUAAUUUCAGAGUUGAGCCACCUGGGCUAUUCCGUGGGCGGGGGGAACAUCCAAAGAUGGGAAAGCUGAAAAAACGAAUCCAUCCAAGUGAUAUUACCAUAAACAUCGGAAAGGAUGCUCCGAUUCCAGAAUGUCCGAUUCCUGGCGAAAGCUGGAAGGAAAUCAGGCAUGAUAAUACUGUGACAUGGUUAGCAUAUUGGAAUGAUCCAAUCAAUUCAAAGGAAUUCAAGUAUGUGUUUUUAGCUGCUAGCAGUUCCUUGAAGGGUCAGAGUGACAAGGAAAAAUACGAGAAGGCAAGGAAGCUGAAGGGGUACAUAGAAGGCAUACGGAAGGCUUACACUAAAGAUUUUGGAAAUUCGGAUGUCACAAAGAAGCAAGUGGCAGUGGCUACAUAUCUCAUUGAUAAACUAGCUCUCAGGGCAGGGAAUGAGAAGGAUGAUGAUGAAGCUGAUACAGUAGGCUGCUGCACAUUGAAAGUGGAAAACGUGGAGCCUGAGCCUCCAAAUAUCCUAAAGUUUGACUUUCUUGGUAAAGAUUCUAUAAGAUACCAGAAUGAGGUUGAAGUGGAGCUUCCUGUCUUCAAAGCAAUCCAACAGUUUCGAACAGGCAAAGCGGGAAAUGAUGAUCUAUUUGACAAGCUGGAUACAAGUAAAUUAAAUGCUCAUCUCAAGGAAUUAAUGCCUGGUCUUACUGCUAAAGUUUUCCGUACUUAUAAUGCAUCCAUCACUUUGGAUGAUAUGUUGACAAGGGAAACCAAGGGUGGAGAUGUUACUCAAAAUCUAGUCGUUUACCAACAUGCAAAUAAGGAGGUUGCAAUCAUAUGUAACCAUCAACGUACUGUUUCAAAGUCUCACAGUGCACAAAUGACGAGGUUGAAUGAGAAAAUAGAUGAAUUAAAGGGUGUCAUAAAAGAGUUGGAAAGUGAUUUGGCUCGUGCAAAGAAAGGGAAGCCUCCAUCAAAUAAAAAUGGUCCUGAUGGAAAACCAAAGAGGAACUUGAACCCCGAAGCGUUAGAGAAGAAAAUAGCUCACACUAAUGCAAAAAUUGAGAAAAUGGAACGCGAUAAAGAGACCAAGGAAGAUUUGAAAACGGUAGCACUGGGUACUUCAAAAAUAAACUAUCUUGACCCCAGAAUAACUGUUGCAUGGUGUAAGAGACACGAAGUUCCAAUUGAGAAGCUUUUUAACAAGUCUUUACUGGCAAAGUUUGCGUGGUCAAUGGACGUGGAUCCCAGUUUCAGAUUCUGAUUUUGACAGUUUAUAAAAAUUAACAAAAAGAGGUCACAAAAAUGAUCUACCACCUUUUCUUACAUUUUUUUUAGUUUCAUUUUUAGCGACUAUUGAUUGAUAGUUUAUGUUGUAUUACCCCUCCCCGUAUUUUAAGUCAAUUCAAUGAUGAGUUGCUUUCUCUAAUCCUGUGUGGUAAACUUUCUAUUUUUCAUUUUAUUG
Molecule: messenger RNA, 2778 nt
Organism: Lactuca virosa
Lineage: Eukaryota; Viridiplantae; Streptophyta; Magnoliopsida; Asterales; Asteraceae
Source: the annotation of a GenBank genome assembly